AUGGCGGUCAUUAGAAAGCUGCUGAGUAAUAAGAACAAACAGAAAAAAUAUGAUUGCGAAGAAGAUCGUGAUGAAGAGAUCAGAACAAGAAGUUGCUCCAAGGAAUUCCUAGAAGAUAUCAUGAGGCUAAUUCUACCACAGCUAUGCAAAUCAGAUUACCUUUCAUGCAGAGUAGUAUGUCAUUCUUGGCGAGCCGCUGUUGAUAAGGCUAUUGAGAGCAAGAACUGCCUUCCUGCUUCUCGACUUCCAUGGCUAAUUUGUCUUGAUUCUCGUCGGCGAUUUCGGGCCAAAGACCAUUGCUUUGUUAAUCAAAAACUUUACAAGUCAGUGGGGAAGUUAGACCGGCUGACUGCUUUUGUUUCUUUUUCUAGGCGCAAAUUAGUCGGGUCAAUUGAGGGGUGGUUGAUCAUGGUUGAACAUAAAACUGUCUACUUCUUGAAUCCAAUAUCGGGUGCCCGAGUGAUGCUCCCAUCGGGAUCCACCAUUCAUUCCUUCAAGAAAGCAGUAGCUUCUACUGUACCAACCAGGUUGCAGCAUUGUCUUGUUGCUAGCCUAAGUAGAAAACACCGUUUGGCCUUCUGUAAGCCAACGGAUAAAUCUUGGACCAUUAUUGAGGUUGAAGGUGAAGAGGAUGAACUCGAGUUUGAUGAUAUCGAAAUAAUCGAUGAGAAACUAUAUGCUGCUACUCACCUUGCAUCAGAAUCUUUAAUGGUGUUUCACAUUUCAUAUGCCGACGGCGGCGGCCCUCCUACCUGCACGGCUGAAUGGUUGGUUAUAAAUCACCCGAGGCUAGUUCGUGAUCAAAUUUUCGAAGAUAUCAUUCCUCCUCCGGGGGAUAAUGGAGUACCGGAGUUCACUUACACGGGGGCUACAAGCCCUUACCUAGCAAAAGAUUCUGCAUCAAAGGAGUUGUUUAUGAUUUUCCGAAACAUUAGGGUAUCUCUUAAGCCGGCUACUUGUUUCGACAUGACUGCUAAGUCAUGCGAGACUCAAGGAUUCCGAGUAUUCAAGUUGGAGGGUAACAUUGUUAAUGGUCGACCUCGGUGGGUAGAGAUUGUCGACCUUGGUGAUCGGAUAUUGUUUGUUAGUCGUCUCAGCAACAAGUUCGUCUCUUCCGGCAAUGGUCCUAGUUCCUGCAGUGACAAUAAGGAAUUCGAAAGGAACUGUAUCUAUUAUGCUUUCAGUUGGCCAUCAGUAUUUUUUCUGCAUGAGUAUGAGGUGCGUGCAUUGAAAAAAUUUCGUGACUUUGGGGUGUAUUCUUUGACAAAUAGGAGCAUCCAUGCUUUACCAAAGCAUCAUGCCAGAUCCUUGCACCGUCAAUUAGCUUGGUUUACACCAAAUCCAAAUCUGUGGUAG
Molecule: messenger RNA, 1356 nt
Organism: Fragaria vesca subsp. vesca
Lineage: Eukaryota; Viridiplantae; Streptophyta; Magnoliopsida; Rosales; Rosaceae
Exons: 1
Coding region: 1-1356 (451 amino acids)
Source: RefSeq, a predicted model, not a curated record